UAGAACGGUUGUUAUUAUUGGGGAGUGGUGGACUGGGAGGUGGUACGGGUGUGGGCGGUGGGAGUUCGGGGUCAGGUAGGUCGGGAGGAGGUUCGAGUUCGUCGUCGUCCUCACUGACCAGCUCGACACCGUACCACCACCACCUGCAGAUCGACGCACCCACCAUAUCAUUCAACUCGUCCGUGAAUCGACCCUUCGAAGACCUGCCUGAAAACUUUCUCGAGACCAUAUCCCCCCAACAGACACAACCCCCCGGUCCCGGGGGGGCGAAUGUGCCCUCGAACGGAUCCGGUGCCGGCGGACAGCAGGACAGCCCGCAGCUGGCAUCGCUUGCGCCCAUGAGUCUGGGCAGUGGGGACAGUGCGUACGCCACGCUGGCCCCAAUGAACGCACAACCGAGUUAUACGACGACUUCAAUGAAAAUGGAAUCGAUACAGUCGGAUUGCGGAGCGCAUUCCAGAGGGAUACACAACACACACCCGAGUGCGUUGGAUAAACUCAGGUGG
Messenger RNA from Anisakis simplex (herring worm), 506 nucleotides. The record is from the annotation of a GenBank genome assembly. NCBI's taxonomy places the organism in Eukaryota, Metazoa, Nematoda, Chromadorea, Rhabditida, Anisakidae.